Messenger RNA from Eimeria tenella, 339 nucleotides. RefSeq lists its product as uncharacterized. The transcript is spliced from 2 exons. Lineage: Eukaryota; Apicomplexa; Conoidasida; Eucoccidiorida; Eimeriidae. The coding region runs from base 1 to 339 and encodes 112 amino acids. The record is from RefSeq and is a predicted model, not a curated record.
AUGAUGCGAAAGAAGGAAAACGGAAACGAAUGGAAACAAAUAAAAAAUCUCGAGUCCCUCGAGGCCGAAAAUGACUCCUACAUCGAUGACCUGGAGGCCAGGGUCCAGGGUCUCAAGGAGCUGAGUCUGGCCAUGCGAGAUGAAGUGCAGACCUCCAACAGUCUUCUCGGCACAAUGGUGGGCAGCAGCAGCAGCAGCAGCAGCAUAAGCAGCAGCAGCAGGGGCAUCAGCAGCAGCAGCAGCAGUAGCAGGGGCAUGAGCAUCAGCCCGACUAGCGGGAGCCUCGGGACCAGCAGCAGCAGCAGCAGCAGCAGCAAGAGGUUGUGCUCGGGAGCCUGA